GGGCUCAAGGCGCAGUAAUGGCGGCGGCCGGUACUGCUGCGGCCGAGACUAGCGAGGAGCUCGGUGCGGAGGCCGUUGCAUUGGCCGCGGCCCGGGAGCGAAGCAACCGCUUUUUGAGCGGACUGGAGCUGAUGAAGCAGGGCGCCGAGGCGCGCGUGUUCCGCGGCCGCUUCCAGGGCCGCGCGGCCGUGGUGAAGCACCGCUUCCCCAAGGGCUACCGGCACCCGACGCUGGAGGCGCGGCUCAGCCGGCGGCGGACCGUGCAGGAGGCCCGGGCGCUGCUCCGCUGCCGCCGCGCAGGGAUAGCUGCGCCUGUUGUCUUCUUUGUGGAUUAUGUUUCCAACUGCCUAUUCAUGGAAGAAAUUGAAGGUUCAGUGACUGUUCGAGAUUAUAUUCAAUCCACUCUGGAGACUAAAAAAUCUCCCGAAAGUCUCCUCAGCCUAGCCAAGACAGUCGGGCAGGUUUUGGCCCGAAUGCACGACGAGGACCUCAUUCAUGGUGACCUCACCACCUCGAACAUGCUCCUAAAACCGCCCCUGGAGCAGCUGAACAUUGUGCUCAUAGACUUCGGGCUGAGUUUCAUUUCCGCACUCCCAGAAGAUAAGGGAGUUGACCUCUACGUGCUGGAGAAAGCCUUCCUCAGUACCCACCCCAACACCGAGAGUGUGUUUGAGGCCUUUCUGAAGAGCUACUCCACCUCUUCCAAAAAGGCCAAGCCAGUGCUCAAAAAACUCGAUGAAGUGCGCCUGAGAGGGCGAAAGAGGACCAUGGUUGGGUAGAAGGCUGCGUGUGGCAGCCGCGGACAGUUAAGCCAUUUUCUUCCAAGUCAUUUGGAAGGAGUGCUACGAGUGUGGAUUAGACCUAAAAAAAGAGUGUUGCGAUAUUUAUAUGUGCUGUCUGUGAUCAUGCUUGUUAAGUGUCAUGAUUACCUGCAAUCAGCUGUUCUCAAGAGCUCACUGUGUUCAUAAGCCACGUGCUAGGCAGAACGGAGUGUGAAAUAAAACAGGGACAGGCUUAGGCCUCAGGUACAUGGACACAGCAUUAAAAAACAUUGAACCACACGGUGAGAUUAUUCUCUUGAUUCCUGGAGAGACAAGUACAAAGUCUCGGUGACGGUAUGUCUUUGGAAGCCCUUUAACUCAGUGUUGGUUUUUCUCUUGUGUUCAUGACAUUCUUCUCAAAACCAAUAUAGUGGGAUGCAACCAGCAUUUUUAAAAUGAAGUGGAAUCAGAGACUAGGAAAUACUACAUGUACCUUACACAUAAUACUGUAAAUACUGUUUUAUGAGAUUUUAUACAUAUGUAUAUAUAGACGAGUAUAUGCUGGCUUUUGAUGUAAAAUAUACUUUUGGGAAUCAUG
Pteronotus mesoamericanus is the source of this 1359-nucleotide messenger RNA. It is a transcript of the gene TP53RK, whose product is annotated as TP53 regulating kinase. Gene Ontology annotation, biological process: protein phosphorylation. Gene Ontology annotation, molecular function: protein serine/threonine kinase activity; ATP binding. Lineage: Eukaryota; Metazoa; Chordata; Mammalia; Chiroptera; Mormoopidae. The record is from RefSeq and is a predicted model, not a curated record. Bases 18 to 779 code for a protein of 253 amino acids. Gene Ontology annotation, cellular component: cytosol; nucleus; EKC/KEOPS complex. The transcript has 2 exons.